AUGUACCUCAUCAUAUAUCUCCCGCUCAGUUCAUUCGAUGCCUAUUGCGACGACUAUGGCCGGUGUAAACAUGCGCUUGAAAGAGGAGCGCUUCGUGAGCUGCACUGGCAUAUCACUGCAGAGUGGGCCUAUGUUCUGGAGGGAAGCUGUCGUGUUGUUGUUGUGAAUUCUGAGGGUCAGAACUACAUCGCUGAUGUCGAGAUCUUGGUACUUCCCUCCUGUAUUCCGCAUGUGAUUCAGGGCUUGAACGAUACCGCUGAUGGCUGCGAGUUCCUCCUUGUAUGUCUUCGACGACGGAGAGUUCAGCGAAGACUCCACUUUCUCAGCUACGGAAUGGAUGGCCCUGUUCCUAAGGAAGUCUUGAGCAAGAACUUCCAGGUCAACGCCUCUGCCUUUGAUCACAUUCCAGACCGUCAGCUGUGGAUGCUACCGAGUGCCAUUCCAACAGGCAGCGCUGAGGAGCAAGGACAAGGCCAACUCUACCAAGCUUCCCGCGGGACGGUCAAAGUUGUCGACUCACGUACAUUCGAAGUCAGCAAGACUAUCGCACUCGCGGAGGUCACUGUUGAGGUCGGCGGGAUGCGCGAGCUUCACUGGCAUCCAACUCAGCCUGAAUGGUCUACUUCAUGGCGAAGCACGCAUACAGUCUUUGCCGCACAGGGCAACGCACGAACCUUUAAUUAUCAAGCAGGAGAUAUUGGCUAUGUUCCUCCAUCUUUUGGGCACUAUGUCGAGAACAUAGGGAACACGACGCUCAAGUUCCUUGAGAUCUUCAACUCUGACAAGUAUGAGGAUAUCUCGCUCAACCAGUGGCUGGCCCUCACACCUCAGAUAUGGUCAAGUUUUGAUGCCAUCGCAGCGCGCCUUAGGCCCACUUACAGUUGA
Molecule: messenger RNA, 885 nt
Organism: Rhizoctonia solani
Lineage: Eukaryota; Fungi; Basidiomycota; Agaricomycetes; Cantharellales; Ceratobasidiaceae
Product: oxalate decarboxylase
Exons: 13
Coding region: 1-885 (294 amino acids)
Biological process (GO): oxalate metabolic process
Source: RefSeq, a predicted model, not a curated record